Molecule: messenger RNA, 4532 nt
Organism: Xenopus laevis (African clawed frog)
Lineage: Eukaryota; Metazoa; Chordata; Amphibia; Anura; Pipidae
Exons: 2
Source: RefSeq, a predicted model, not a curated record
CAGUACCGGCAGCUACUCCACUGCCUCUGUCACCAGUGCCGGCAGCUACUCCACUGCCUCUGUCACCAGUGCCGGCAGCUACUCCACUGCCUCUGUCACCACUCUAAUACACUUCGCUAGCUCACUGUGUGCAUUUUUACUCAACGUUGCAAUUAACUUAAAUUAUGUAUCCUGCAAGAAAACUUUGUCAAAAAAAUGACACAGCUACAGAAGAACUGAAACGAUCCCGGAGAGAUAAAGAACAUGAACAAAAGCGCAUUCAACGCAUUACAGAGACACCAAAAGCAAAACAGGAAAGGCUCCUAAAACGAAGAGCUCAAGAAUAUAAAUACAACAAUGCGCAAAAACGUCUACGACGCGCUACUGAAACACCAGAAGCAAAAGAGGAAAGGCUACGAAAAAGAGUUCAAGAAUAUGAUGAAUACAAUGUGCAAAGGCGUCUAAAAUGCGCUACAGAAACACCAGACGCAAAAGAGGCACGCCUCCAAAAAGAAAAAGAAAAAAAAAUGGAUAGACGUGCAAAUGAGACCACCAAAAACCGGGAAAAACGUUUGGAAGGCUUGCGCAAUCGUGCAUCUCAAAGAUAUUUGGAGGAAAAAGCAGAAAUGUUACAAGAACGUUUACAAGGUUUAAGAGAGUCACCAUCCAAAAUAAGAAAAAGACAAAGAGAGAAACAACGGACAGUCGCAGAACAAUUCCGUGAGUUAGCUAAGAAUGCAUUCAAUAAUGAGUCCACUGUUCAGGAAAAUUUCUUGGGAUUAAUGAAUGUCAUCUGCACUCAUUGUCAUUCACUUAAUUUCAUGGAAGAAAAAAGGGGCAAAACAGCAGACGAGUUUACACGUUGUUGUCAAAAAGGUCAAGUAAACCUCCCUCCUUUGGACAAAUAUCCUCAAUAUUUACGGAAGCUUUUGACUAAUGAGGUACCUGAAAGCAAAAGCUUUAUGGAGUGCAUAAGAUCAUACAAUAGUUCCUUUGCUUUUGCAUCUACUGGGGCAAAUAUCAAGCCACCUCCGGGCAAUGGCCCAUACUGCUUUCGUGUGUGUGGACAAAUAUUACAUCGGAUUGGAACAUUGCACCCGGAAAAAAAUGACGUCCGUAAAUUUGCUCAAAUUUACGUGAUAGAUCCAGAUGACGCAGUUUAUCAACGAAUGAACCUUCCUGAAAACAAACAAUGCACAGAGAUGAUAAUGAGAAAUGUAGCUGAAGUCAUAAACAAUCACCCAUUAGCAAAAUCAAUACAAAUGCUACAUGAGGUUGAAAAAGAAGCCAAUGCGAAAGCAGAGGCAGAAGGUGUAGCACCAACUAAAAUAGCCUUGGUGUUAAUAAAAGAUAAAGAUCAGGAUCAAAGACGAUACAAUGUUCCCACUAUUAAUGAAGUAGCUAUUGUGUUUCAAAGUAAAGAUGGUGAGCCUCCAUUUCACCGCGAUAUUGUCAUGCAUUUGCGGACAGAUGGAACCAACCAGCCUAAAUUCCAACGUGUAGACAUUUGUUUUCCAAAACUUGAUACCUUAACAUACCCAAUUCUGUUUCCAACUGGCCAGGAGGGAUGGAGUACUGGAAUUUCCAGAUAUAAAAAAAACCAAGCACAAAAAAGAUCACGUGUGUCAAUGAAAGAGUAUUUCUCCUACAGACUUUCUGUAAGAGAUGACUUUAAUCCAUUACUCAAUGCUGGAAAACUAACUCAACAGUACAUAGUUGACGUAUAUGUUCGUGCUGAAUCAAAUGAUCUCCAAUGGAUUAAAAACAACCAAUCUGCAUUGAGAGCCGAUAACUACAAGUCACUGAUGGAGUACAUAAAUCGUGAUGCAGAUGUGGUAGAUCAACCUGCAGGAAAAGCUGUUAUUUUACCAUCAAGCUUUCAAGGUAGCCCACGUAAUAUGCAGCAGCAUUACCAAGAUGCAAUGGCUAUUGUUAGAAAGUUUGGAAAACCGGAUCUAUUUAUCACUAUGACUUGCAAUCCAAAAUGGAAAGAAAUUACAAAUAAUCUUAUGCCGUGGCAAAAAGUGCAACAUCGUCCUGAUUUAGUUGCAAGAGUUUUUAGAAUAAAACUGAAUAAUUUGCUAGAAGACAUCACCAAAAACUCUAUAUUUGGGACUGUUAAAGCAAUUGUCCAUGUUAUAGAAUUUCAGAAGAGGGGUUUGCCACAUGCCCAUAUUUUACUAAUCCUACAUGAUAAUUCAAAAAUUCGCACUGAAGAUGACAUCAAUAACAUUGUGAAAGCUGAAAUACCAGACCAUAAUAUUUCUCCACGUCUCUUUGAAAUUGUUACCAAAAAUAUGAUCCAUACACCAUGUGGCAAUGUCAAUCCAAAAUCUCCAUGUAUGUUGAAUGGUAGAUGUUCAAAGGGCUUCCCUAAACAGUUCCAAGACGUUACACUUGGAAACGUGAAUGGAUAUCCUAAGUAUAUGAGAAGACAGACAAAUGAACUGGAAGUUGUACCGGGUCGUCCUAUUGACAAUAGUUGGGUGGUACCAUAUAAUCCUUAUUUGUGCUUACGAUACAACUGCCAUAUCAAUGUUGAAAUCUGUGCAACAGUAAAAAGCGUAAAAUAUUUAUUCAAAUAUGUUUAUAAGGGACACGAUUGUGCUAAUGUUUCAGUGUCCGAAAGUAACAAUUACGAUGAAACUCAAAUGUAUGUGGAUUCACGGUAUGUCAGUGCUCCCGAAGGCAUCUGGAGAUUAUUUUGCUUUCCAAUGUAUGAACAGAGCCAUACAAUUUAUCGAUUGCCAGUUCAUUUGGAACAAGAACAUCAUGUCUGCUUCCAAGUUGGCAAUGAAGUUCAAGCAGCAGAGAGAGCAACUGGAGUUAGGUCAUUUAACGACAUUAGAACUGUGCAUAUUGGAAAUGCUGUCAAAGUGUCCAAGACAUUUCAGGAAGCAGCAAAAGAGAAAGGAUAUUUGUUGGAUGAUACAAUUUGGCAGAAAACUAUAGAAGAUGCAGUAUCUUUUUCAAUGCCAUGUCAAGUUCUUCAGCUUUUUGCUUACAUCUGUGCAUUUUCAUCUCCAGCUGAUCCACUGAAUCUGUGGAAUACAAACAAGGAUGGAAUGAUAGAGGAUAUAUGCCACAAACUGAAUGGAAAGGAUGAUCCUUGCAUCAGCUGUGAAGCCUAUGCACUUAAAGAAAUUCAGUUUGUUCUCAUGCUCCUUGGAUUUACUUUGGGGAACUUCAAUUUGCCAAAUUUUCCAAAUACGUUACCUCAGUUGAAUUUGCUGCCAAUAAAUAUUCAAGAAGAGCAGGAUAUUGCACAAAGAAUGAUUUCAAGCUUGAACACUUUACAAUCCACCGCAUUUAAUAAAAUUAUUAUUGCUGCAGAAGACAAUAGAACAAUGCCUAAAUGCUACUUUCUUGAUGGCCCAGGGGGAAGCGGAAAGACAUACCUUUAUGAAACACUUAUACAUUUUUUCCGUGCAAAGAAUCUCUCCUUUUUGGCAUCAGCCACCACAGGAAUAGCGGCAAAUUUGUUAAUAGAUGGACGGACAUGUCACUCCUUAUUCAAACUUCCAGUUCCAAUCACAGAAACAUCUGUUUCAAAUAUGAAAAUGGACAGUGACAGUGCAAAUGAGAUACGACUUGCAAAACUAUUGAUUUUAGAUGAAUGUACUAUGGCAUCCAGUCAUUUACUCAAUACCAUUGAUAAACUUCUGAGAGAAUUAAUGGAUAAUGAUAUUCCAUUUGGAGGAAAAUUACUUUUAUUAGGAGGUGAUUUUCGACAAUGCUUAGCUAUUGUUCCGCAUGCCAUGCGUUCCGCUAUUGUUCAGUCAAGUUUGAAAUAUGCUGAAAAUUGGCAUUACUUUGAGAAAGUAACCUUGGUAGAAAACAUGCGCUGUGCAGACCCCCAAUAUAACAAUUGGUUAUUGCUACUUGGAAAUGGUAAGCUUACCAAUGACUUUGAACUUCACCCAGAUAUUAUUCAAAUCCCAAAAGAAUUUAUUUGUGAAGAUUUGGUCACAGAAAUUUUUGGUAAAGAAAUAUCAUUAGACCAGAUACCAUUUUUAGCAAAACGGGCUAUAUUAUCUCCAAAAAAUAUUGAUGUUGACAUGAUAAACAACCAAGUGAUUGCAUUACUUCCUGGACAAAGCUGUGUCUUUCUCAGUACUGACUGUAUUGAUUCUGAAGACGAAAGUGAGAAACUUAAUUUCCCAUUAGAAUAUUUAAACACUAUCAACCCUGCUGGAUUACCACAACACAAUCUUAUACUCAAAGUAGGAACAAUAGUCAUGCUGUUAAGAAACCUUAACACUAAGCAAGGUUUAUGUAACGGUACACGGUUGGUUGUGAAGAGCAUGAGACAAAAUGUUAUCAAGGCAGAAGUGCUUACAGGAUCCCAUAGCGGUGAUACUGUUUUGAUUCCCAGAAUUGACCUUACCAGUUCUGACCAGGAAUUACCUUUUAAACUUAAACGACGACAAUUCCCCAUUAAGGCUGCAUUUGCCAUGACAAUCAACAAAUCACAAGGACAAACAUUGGAUAAAGUCGGCAUUUACCUAUCUGAGCCUGUGUUUGGUCAUGGUCAACUUUAUGUUGCAUUUUCA